Messenger RNA from Stomoxys calcitrans (stable fly), 7695 nucleotides. RefSeq names its product trichohyalin. Bases 1 to 7695 code for a protein of 2564 amino acids. The record is from RefSeq and is a predicted model, not a curated record. NCBI's taxonomy places the organism in Eukaryota, Metazoa, Arthropoda, Insecta, Diptera, Muscidae. The transcript is spliced from 3 exons.
AUGUUAUUUGGUUCUUGGCAGUUGAAAGCAGCUGUCAGCCUUUUAUUAUUGGCCACUAGUUGGGGACAAUAUCUAACACGUACUUGUGAAAGGGCCCAGUGCUAUGAUAGGGCCUACGAUUUACGUUACGGAUUAAAUUGGCAACGUUCCUCAUCCUCCUCUGCAGCACUUAUUGGCAAUGAAAACCAUGAAUUUGAAAAACAUAUCAAUGAAAUAGGACAACGUGAAGAAAUCAAUUAUACGCGUUCGCGUGAGUUACAACGCCAUAACUUUUUGGAGCGACGAAAUGAAGGUGACCGAAUGGUAGGAGAUCGAGAAGUGCGAAGAGAAACUCGUGAAACUUCAAUGAGAAGGGAACAGCGAGAAACUCGUGAACCACAAAGUGAACAAGGACUCGCUCAUCUCAGAGAAACUCGUCGUUACGCCGUCAAAGAGAUGCGUGAAGUCCGUCACCGACGUGAUGAAAAUAAAUUGGAAACCCGUGAGCCAAACAGACGUGAGAGGGCAGAUAGCCACCAAAGGAAUACCGAACUCAACUUUAAGGAUGCUGAAACUGAGAGGAUUAAUGAGGUAAGAGAGCAACGCCAGGAUAAUGGACGCAUGGAAGAAGAACGCAGUGAAGAAGGCUCACGACAAACUCAAAGGACUCGGGAAAUCCGAGAACGAGAAUCUGAUAAAAUCGCACGAGAAAUCCAUGAGAGACGCAAUGAACAAGACUCCCGUCGUAUCAACGAAGUAGAGUCUGAGAGGAAUCGUGAAACUCGGGUGAAGAGCGGAGGUGCUAGUCGAUCUAAUGAAGUCGAAUUUGAGCGGGUACGUGAAGUCCGAGAGAGGCGAGAACGAACAGAGCGUAACGAACAAGAAGCACGAGGAUCUAACGGAGCUGAAUCUGAGAGGUCUGAUAUUAUCACACAGGUAAUACGUGAGAGAUGCAAUGAUCAAGACACCCGCCGUAUCAACCAAGUGGAAUCGGAGAGGAUUCGUGAAACUCCUAGAAGUCGAGAAGACAUCACUGACAAUAAACGAGAUGCCAAUCGGUUUAACGAAGUUGAAUCUGAGAGGAUUCGAGAAGUUCGAGAAAGGCGAGAGCAAACAGACCGCAACGGACGAGAAGCACGACGAUCCAUCGAAGCUGGAACUGAGAGGUCUCGAGAAAUUCGAGAACAAGAAUUUGACAUAAAUACCCGACAAGAAGAAAUCCAUCACAAUCAUCGCCGCCAAACCAAUGAAGCUGACUCUAAAAGUAACCGGGAAACUCGAGUAAGGAGUGAAGACAGCCGUUACAAUCAAAGAGAUGCCAGUCGUUCUAAUGAAGUCGAAUUUGAAAGGGUACGUGAAAUCCGAGAGAGGCGAGAACAAAGAGAGCAAUCUGAAUCUGAGAGGUCUCGAGAACGACGAGAGCGAGAAUCUGAUAUAAUUACACGGGAAAUCCGGGAGAGACGCAAUGACCAAGACACCCGCCGUAUCAACCAAGUUGAAUUGGAGAGGAUUCGAGAUGCCAAUCAGUCCUUCGAAGUUGAAUCUGAAAGGAUACGGGAAGUCCAAGAAAGGCGAGAGCAAACAAACCGCAACGGACGAGAAGCACGGCGAUCCAACGAAGCUGAAACUGAGAGGUCUCGAGAAAUUCGAGAACGACGAGAACAAGAAUCUGACAUAGAUGCCCGCGAAAUCCGUGACCGACGAGAUGAAAACAAUCGCAAUCAUCGCCGCCAAACCAAUGAAGUUAACUCUGUAAGUAUCCGAGAAACUCGAAUGGAGCGUGAAGACAGCCGUUACAAUCAACGAGAUGCCAGUCGGUCUAAUGAAGUCGAAUUUGAGAGGGUACGUCAAAUCCGAGAGAGGCGAGAACAAACAGAGCGCAACGAACGAGAAACACAACGAUCCAAUGAAGCUGGAACUGAGAGGUCUCGAGAAAUUCGAGAAACACGACAACAAGAAUCUGACAUAGUUACCCGCGAAAUACCUGACCGACAAGAUGAAAUCCAUCGCAAUCAUCGCCGCCAAACUGAUGAAGCUGACUCUGAAAGUAACCGUGAAACUCGAGUUAGGAGUGAAGACAUCCGUUACAAUCAAAGAGAUGCCAGUCGGUCUAAUGAAGGCGAAGUUGAGAGGAUUCGCGAAGUUCGAGAGAGGCGAGAAAGAACAGAGCGUAACGAGCGAGAAGCUCGAGCAUCUGACAAAGCUGAAGCUGAGAGGUUUCGAGAUUCUGAUAGAAUCACACGGGAAAUCCGGGAGAGACGCAAUGAUCCAGACACCCGCCGUAUCAAUCAAGUUGAAAUGAAGAGGAUUCGUGAGACUCGAGAAAUUCGUAAAGAUAGCCCUGCCAAUAAACGAGAUGCCAAUCGGUUUAACGAAGUUGAAUCUGAGAGGAUACGGGAAGUCCAAGAAAGGCGAGAGCAAACAGACCGCGAUGGACAAGAAGAACGGCGAUCCAACGAAGCUGGAACUGAGAGGUCUCGGGAAAUUCGAGAACAAGAAUCUGACAUAGAUGCCCGCGAAAUCCGUGACCGACGAGAUGAAAACAAUCGCAAUCAUCGCCGCCUAACCAAUGAAGCUAACUCUGAAAGUAUCCGUGAAACUCGAAUGGAGCGUGAAGACGACCGAUAUAAUCAACGAGAUGCCAGUCGUUCUAAUGAAGUCGAAUUGGAGAGGGUACGUGAAAUCCGAGAGAGGCGAGAACAAAGAGAGCAAUCUGAAUCUGAGAGGUCUCGAGAACGACGAGAGCGAGAAUCUGAUAUAAUUACACGGGAAAUCCGGGAGAGACGCAAUGACCAAGACACCCGCCGUAUCUACCAAGUUGAAUUGGAGAGGAUUCGUGAAACUCGAGAAAUUCGUAAAGACAGCCCUGCCAAUAAACGAGAUGCCAAUCGCUCCUUCGAAGUUGAAUCUGAGAUGAUACGGGAAGUCCAAGAAAGGCGAGAGCAAACAAAGCGCAACGGACGAGAAGCACGGCGAUCCAAUGAAGCUGGAACUGAGAGGUCUCGAGAAAUUCGAGAACGACGAGAACAAGAAUCUGACAUAGAUGCCCGCGAAAUCCGUGACCGACGAGAUGAAAACAAUCGCAAUCAUCGCCACCUAACCAAUGAAGCUAACUCUGAAGGUAUCCGUGAAACUCAAAUGGAGCGUGAAGACAGCCGAUACAAUCAACGAGAUGCCAGUCGGUCUAAUGAAGUCGAAUUUGAGAGGGCACGUGAAAUACGAGAGAGGCGAGAACAAACAGAGCAAGCUGAAGAUGAGAGGUCUCGAGAACGACGAGAGCGAGAAUCUGAUAUAAUUACACGGGAAAUCCGGGAGAGACGCAAUGACCAAGACACCCGCUGUAUCAACCAAGUUGAAUUGGAGAGGAUUCGUGAAACUCGAGAAAUUCGUAAAGAGAGCCCUGCCAAUAAACGAGAUGCCAAUCGCUCCUUCGAAGUUGAAUCUGAGAGGAUACGGGAAGUCCAAGAAAGGCAAGAGCAAACAAACCGCAACGGAAGAGAAGCACGGCGAUCCAACGAAGCUGGAACUGAGAGGUCUCGAGAAAUUCGAGAACAAGAAUCUGAUAUAGAUGCCCGCGAAAUCCGUGACCGACGAGAUGAAAUCGACAAUCAUCGCCGCCAAACCAAUGAAGCUACCUCUGAAGGUAUCCGUGAAACUCAAAUGGAGCGUGAAGACAGCCGAUACAAUCAACGAGAUGCCAGUCGGUCUAAUAAAGUCGAAUUUGAGAGGGCACGUGAAAUACGAGAGAGAGAACAAACAGAGCGCAACGAACAAGAAGCCCGAGGAUCCAAAGAAACUGAAUCUGAGAGGUCUCGAGAACGAAGAGAGCGAGAAUCUGAUAUAAUCACACGGGAAAUCCGAGAGAGACGCAAUGACCAAGACUCCCGCCGUAUCAACCAAUUUGAAUCGGAGUGGAUUCGUGAAUCUCGAGAAAUGCGUGAAGACAGCCCUAACAAUAAACCAGAUGCCAAUCGGUCUAACGAAGUUGAAUCUGAGAGGAUUCGGGAAUUCAGAGAAAGGAGAGAGCAAAUGAAGCACAACGAACGAGAAGCGAGCCGAUCCAACGCAGCUGAGAGGUCUCGAGAACGACGUGAACAAGAAUCUAACAUAUUUACCCGCGAAAUCCGUGACCGACGAGAUGAAAACAAUCGUAGUCAACGAAACAACGAAGUCAAUUCUGAGAGGAAUCGUGAAACUCGAGUAAGCCGUGACAAUCGAGGAGAUGCCAAUCGGUCUAAGGGAGUGAAUUUUGAGAGGGUUCAAGAAGUCCAAGAAAGGCGAAACCAAAUGGAACACAGCGAACGAGAAUCACAACGAUCCAACGCAGCUGAAUCUGAGAGGUCUCGAGAAAUACAAGAACGACGAGCUCAAGAAUCUGACAUAACCAACCGUGAGGUCCGCGAGCGACGAGAUGAAAACAAUGGUAGCCAACGAAUCAACAAUAUAAUUUCUGAGACGAUUCGUGAAACUCAAAUAAGGCGAGAAGACAACCGUGAAAAUCAACGCGAUUCCAGUCUCUCUAACGAAAUCGAAUCUGAGAGAAUUCGGGAUGUCCGAGAAAGGCAAGAGCGCAGCGAACGGGAAGCACGACGAUCCAACGAGCCUGGAACUAUGAGGUCAGAACUCCGACGAGAGCGAGAAUCUGACGGUGUUACCCGGGAGAUCCGUGACCGACGAGAUGUUAACAAUCGUAGCCAACGAAACAAAGAAGUCUAUUCUGAGAGGAUUCGAGAAAGUCGUGAAGACUAUCAACGGGAAGCCAGAGGCUCCAGCGAAAUCGAGUUUGAGAGGAUUCGUGAAGUCCGUGAUAGGCAAGAGCAAAGAGAGCGCAACGAUCAACGAUCAAACAAAGCUGAAACCGAAAGGACACACGAAGUUCGUGAGCGACGUGAGCACGAAUCCGACUUUAUUACUCGCGAGGUCCGUGAUGUCAGCCGCCAAAUCAACGAAAUAGAGUCUGAGAGGAUCCGGGAAAUAAGAGAACGUCGUGAAGACAGCCGCAGCAAUCAACGAGAUGCCAAUCGAUCUGAUGGAAUUGAGUCUGUGGGGAUUCGUGAAGUCCAAGAAAGGCGAGAGCAAAGAGAGCGCAACGAGCGAGAGGCACGCCUAUCUAACAAAGCCGAAACUGAAACGUCUCGUGAAAUUAGAGAACAACGUGAACAGGAAUCUGCUGUAAACACUCGGGAAGUUCGAGAGAGGCAAGAUAAUCGUGAAACCCGCCUACGAAACAACCAAAGCGUAUCUGAGAGGAUUCGUGAAAAUCGAGAACGGCGUGAAGGCAGCGGUAACAAUCAACGAGAUGUCAAUCGUUCCAAUGAAAUUGAACCUGAGAGGAUUCUUGAAGUCCGAGAAAGGCAAGAGCAAAGACAACACAACGAGCGUGAGACGCGUCGAUCUAACAAAGCUGAGCUAGAGAGAUCUCGUGAAACAAAAGAACGACGUGAGAGGGAAUCCGUCAUAAUUACCCGCGAGAUCCGUGACCGACAAGAUGAAAACAAUCGCAAUGGUCUUGAUACCAGCCAACGAAUCAACGAAAUCGAAUCUGAGAGGAUUCGUGAAAGACUUGACCGGCGAUCUAGGGAAGCUGACUCUGAGAGAGAUCAUAAUAUUGAAGAACGACGUGAGCGAGAAUUGGGCAUAGUCAAUCGUGAGGUCCGUGAAAGGCGAGACGAAAUGAAUCGCAAUAAACAAGACUACCGCCGUCAAACUAUCCGCCAAGAAAUUCGAAGUGAAAUUCGAAGAGAACAGAAUGACAACUAUGAACGAGACUUACAGCGCUCCCGAGAAGUCGAAUAUGAGAGGAUUCGUGAAGAAAGGCAACGACGAGUCGAAGAUAGAGAACAAAGGGAGAAAGACGAACAAAAUUUGCGUAUAACUCGACGACAAGAAAGCCGACAAGAACAAGAGCGACGCGAAGAAAGCAUUGCAAGAGAAUCUCGAUUACCAGAAGUUAGUGAACGACGGGAUAAACAUCGUCGAGAUUUGGGAGAUCGCAACAUGCGAGAGAGUCACGAAGUCCUACAGAGUGUUGAAAAACAGAAUCGCAAUGAACAAGUUAAUCAACGAGACGCUGAAUCAAUGGAAAGAAAUGAGGUAAGAGAGCGACGCGAUGAAAAUCGACGAGAGAAAGAACAACGACAAGAAAGAGAAAGUCGGCGAUUAAACUCUGAAAUAAAUCGCGGUGUUGAAGAACGCAUCGAAAAUCACAAUGAACGAAUUUCACGCCAAUCCAGAGCCAUUGGAGCUGAACGAGAUUCUCGUAGAAUUCGACUAGAUGUAAAUAGACGAGCGAGUGAAGACCGAAAUGAACGAGAAACUCAUAUGAAUGAAGAUCAGGAACAUGUUUCCCGCCAAUCUAGAGCUUUUGAAUCUGAAAAUAUUCGUGAAGUACGAGAACGACGUGAAGGCAACGGACGAGAAAGGGAAACCCGAAAUGUAAGAGAACUUCGUAACAGCGAAACUCGAGACCGACUUGAGCAUGGUAAACAAGUAGAUCUCAAUGAACAAGUUUCACGCCAAUCAAGGGACUUUGAAUCUGAAAAUAUUCCUGAAGUACGAGAAAGACGUGAAUCAUUGCGAGAAAACGAAGGCCGAAAUGAACGAGAAAUUCGAAUUAGAGAAGCUCGAGAGAGACCCCAAUCCAGAGCCAUUGUAUCCGAAAAUAUUCCUGAAGUACGAGAACGGCAAGAGAGCUACGAACGUGAAAGGGAAUCACUAAAUGAACGGGACUAUCGCACCAGCGAAAACCAAAAUCGACGAGGAAUUCACAGCGAACGAGUUUUACGCCAAGUUCGAGAACGGCGAGAUGACAUUAGACGACUAAGCGUUAACCGAAAUCAACGGGAAACUCGAAAACGAGUUGCACGCCAAUCUGAAAAUAUUCGUGAAGUUCGUGAAGACCAAAAUGAACGAGAAAUUCUUUCCAGCGAAUCUCGGGAACGGGACUCUCGACGCAAUGUAAAUAAACGAGAGAGGGAAGGCCGUAACGAAGGCCAAACUCGACGUGUUGACUUUGAAGUGAUCCGAGAAGAUAUACGCCGCAGCGAAGAUAGUAAUGAUCGAGACUCAAUGAGAUCUAGGGAAGACGAGAGGGACAGCCUCAAUGAACGCAAAGCUCGACGAUUUGAAGAAGCAAGAGUUCAACGAGAUACUCGGCGAUCCAGCUCUGAGAUACGUCGUGAAGCAAGAGAGCGACGUGAAGAAGCAGAAAGACAUAAGGUAGAAGAACGAAUUGAACGAGAGACUCGACGAUCCAACUCUGAGGUGCUACGUGAUGCGAGAGAGCGACGGGAGGAAGGCGAACGAAUUGAACGAGACAUUCGACGAUCAAGUCAAGCUAAUCAGCUGGUGCGCAAUCGCGAAGUUCGGGAGCGACGCAGUGAAAAUGGGUUUGAUGAACGGGAAAUUCGAGGCAAUGAAAUAAGAUCCGAUGAACGGGAAAAUCUGGCUGUUCGAGAACGACGGGACCAUGAAAUUAAAAUCAAAAAAGUACGUGAAGUACGAGACUCACGACAAUCCAAAAUGUUUGAUUCUGAAGAAGCUCGUGAACGACUUGAUGAACGAAACUUACCACGAUCCAAUGAGUUCGAAUCUGCAGAGAUGCGAGAACGGCGUGAUGGAUUGACAUACCGAAAUGGUACAGAUCUGAGAGAAAUCGAGAAGCCAGGGAAAAUCGCGAGGAAUCUAAUCGUAGAGAACGAAUUGUGGCAGCUCUGA